This is a messenger RNA of Stegostoma tigrinum, 1044 nucleotides long. RefSeq lists its product as uncharacterized. Gene Ontology annotation, cellular component: cytoplasm. NCBI's taxonomy places the organism in Eukaryota, Metazoa, Chordata, Chondrichthyes, Orectolobiformes, Stegostomatidae. Gene Ontology annotation, molecular function: ferric iron binding; ferrous iron binding. The coding region runs from base 1 to 1044 and encodes 347 amino acids. Gene Ontology annotation, biological process: intracellular iron ion homeostasis; iron ion transport. The record is from RefSeq and is a predicted model, not a curated record. The transcript is spliced from 8 exons.
AUGGCCUCCCAGAUCAGUCAGAACUAUCACCAGGAUUGUGAAGCUGCUGUCAACAAGCAGAUUAAUGUGGAGCUCACUGCCUCUUAUCUCUAUCAGUCUUUGAUGUCCUACUUUGACCGGGACGAUGUUGCCCUUCCCCAUUUUUCCCGGUUCUUCAAACAUCAGUCCCAGGAGAAGCAGGAACAUGCAGAGAAGCUGCUGAAAUUCCAGAAUCAGCGUGGAGGCGGAGUCCUCCUGCAGGAUGUGAAGAAGCCAGAGAGGGAUGAGUGGGGUAACAGCCUGCAGGCAAUGCAGGUUGCCCUGGAUCUGGAGAAGAAUGUGAACCAGAGGUUGUUGGAUCUACACCAAGUCGCCACUGCCCAGACUGACCCUCAGAUGUCCUACUUUGACCGGGAUGAUGUUGCUCUCCCCCAUGUCUCCCGGUUCUUCAAAGAUCAGUCCCAGGAAAAGCAGGAACAUGCAGAGAAGCUGCUGAAAUUCCAGAAUCAGCGUGGAGGCAGAGUCCUCCUCCAGGAUGUGAAGAAGCCAGAGAGGGAUGAGUGGGGUAACAGCCUGCAAGCAAUGCAGGUUGCCCUGGAUUUGGAGAAGAAUGUGAACCAGAGUUUGUUGGAUCUACACCAACUCGCCACAGCCCAGACUGACCCUCAUCUGUGUGACUUCCUGGAGACUCACUAUUUGGAUGAGGAGGUGAGGAUCAUCAAGCAACUUGGGGACUACAUCACCAACCUGAAGCGCCUGGGAGCCCCUGAGAAUGGGAUGGGAGAGUACCUGUUUCCUAGGGAUCUUGGAGCCAGUUAUGGGUCAAAGCAGGACCAGCACUGGAGGCCUGUGACCUUCUCUUUCUCCCCAUCUCUUGUUCCAGCCAACUGCAGUUGCACCCCCUGCCUGGUUCAAUCCCUCUUGACAGUUCUGAGGAAGGGUGGCUGGACUCACUAUCGCAGACAGGUUUUGGACAGUCAGGAAGGAGUUGGGAAGUUCACAGCAGAAUUCCCAGCCUAUGACUUCCCAGUUUCUGAGCUGUUCGUUCUACAGAAUGCAAUGUAA